UGCGCGAGCCUGUCAAACACAGAAGUUUCCACGGGCGCGUGCGGGAGCGGGGGACGCCGCCAAUUAAACACUGAAUUAUAAACUAAUAAACACAAAUAAAAUCGCGAGUGAAGUGCGUUUCAGUCAAACGCAACACACCGCAGCGGCUCUCCGUGAAGGACUUCCCAAACGCCACAAGCACGCAAAACUGCUGAUACUCACCUGGAAACCGUAAAAACAGGAUAAAAACACAACAUUAGCAUCUAUGCUGUGAAGAUACUGGAACUUAAAGAGCAGCUGCCCAGCUUACGCCAGUGCUGAUUCAGGCAACUGGUCUAUUCUGAGGGAUUCCAGAACAUUUUUAAAGAUCAAUUGGUCUCUGACAAUCACUUUUAAGCAAUUUUUGAGCAACGAUCCAAGAAAAAAAUCAGAGGCCCUUGCUUUUAAAUGAACAUUGAGGCUAAGAGGCUAAGACUAAAAGACUUUCACCUUAAUAUUUGCAAAAGAUGUUUGGAUGGCUGUAGGUGCCUGCAUCACUGAAGGAACUUCUAAUACAUAAUCAAAUUCAUCAUGCGCCUGGAGGUGAAGGUUGCGUUGAACUUCAUCGUGUCCUAUUUGUACAACAAGCUCCCACGGCGGAGGGCGGAUCUAUUUGGCGAGGAGUUGGAGCGAAUCCUAGUGUCCCGGUUUGAUGGUCACUGGUACCCAGAGGCUCCUCUGCGUGGCUCUGCCUUCCGCUGCCUCUAUCUGGGGGCUCCCAGGGACCCUGUGGUGGAACUGGCAGCCAGGAGAAGUGGUCUGGACACUGAGGAGGUUCAUGCCAAUGUUCCUCCAGAGCUCAGCAUUUGGAUAGACCCUUUCGAAGUGUCCUACAGGAUUGGGGAGAAGGGUGUGGUGAAAGUCCUGUACAUGGAAGAUCCACCAGGUUUAGGAGGUGACGCUGAAAGAGCUGAUGUUGUGCUCAAAGGAGAUGUAGAGUUUGAGGAAGUCAAGAGUCUGGGCUUUAACCCAGAAGCUCAGGUGUUUGUACCUAUCGGUGGCCAGGUGUCACCAGUUAUGCUCUCCAGUUCACCAAGUCCAAUUUCUACCUCAUCUUGUCCAGGGAUGUUCGGUUAUGGCACUCCCAGCACUCCCACCAACACCAGCGCUCAUUCCUCCAACACUUCCACUCCUUCGCCACCCAACUUGGUUUAUCCUCCAUCUAACUCUAGGCCCACACCACAGCCAAUUACCUUCACCACAGCCAGCUUCGCUGCCACCAAAUUUGGCUCCACAAAGAUGAAGAAGUGUGGAAACCCUGGAGUUUCCUCCAGUUCUGGCAUUAAUAUCGUAGCAACCCAGCAGAGGAUGAUCACGUGCUCCCCCACCACCAUCUCCCCUCCAGGACUGGUCAAGCACAAACCCCUCUCCCUGUCCAUGCACUGUCUGACUGGACCAGUCCCAAGCCAACUGUCUCCUACUGCCAAAGAAUUUGUGUUUCCUGCAUCGCAGAGGCUCCUUUACUUUGAUGCUGAAGUUCCAUCGAUGACCCCAUUCCCAGCUCCGCACUCUUCCUUCGAUCCGUUCUCCAGUCCACCGCCAGGUCAGGCCGUCGGAAUCAUUGGAAGCAACAGUGGAAUUUCAUUCAUGGACAAAUCACCAUUUGUGGAAGGACUGGGAUACAACCUGCAAUAUUCCGCCCAGCCUUUCCAACCUGUGGUGUUGGCGAACUAAAGCCUAAAGUUGCACAGACCCACCAAUGACCGAAGUUCCUCCAAUGACCCAGUUCUAGAGCCAAUUCAAUACAAUCUCCAGUCCACGUCCAGGCCAGGCUAUCAAGAUAUUUUGAAGAAAUAGUGGAAUUUCCUUCAUGGGUAAACCAUCAUUUGUGAGAUGCAACAUGCAGUAUUCUGGCCAGGAUUUCCUACAAGUGGUGUUGGCCAACUUAAGUCGCAAAGCUGCAGAGACUUAUCAAUGACCCCAUUAGGUACAUUUUUGUUCUUCAGUUCACCUCUAAGCCAGGCUGUUGGGAUCAUUGGAAGAAGUAGUGGAAUUAAUAAAACCACCAUUUGUGGAAGGUCUGGGAUACAACCUGCAGUAUUCCAGCCAGGUUUUCCAACCUGUGGUGGUGGCAGCAAACUAAAGUCUUAAAGAGACCCACUAAUGACCGAAACUGCACCAGUGAGCCCAUUCCAGAGCCUAUUCAAUCAAUCCUCCAAGCCAGCCUGUUGAGAUCAUUGGAAGCAAUAGUGGAUAGUUUCCUUCAUGAAUAAACCACCAUUUGUGGAAGCACUGGGAUAAAACAUACAGUAUUUCGACCUGGCUUUCCAACUAGUGGGUCAAUUUAAAUUUCAGACCCACCAAUGACCAAAGCUCCCAGAUUACCCCAAUUAAUUCCCAAUUCCAAUCUCCAGUUCACCUCUAGGUCACGCCAUUGAGAUCUUUGGGUUAAAAGUAGUAGCAUUUCCUUCAUGAAUAAAACCACCAUUUGUGGAAGGACUGUGGUACAACUUGUAGUAUUCCAGACAGGCUUUCCAUCCGACCCCUUGAGUUGUCCAACUAAAGGCUCAGAGUUGCAGAGAUCCACAAAUUACCCUAUAUACAAUUCAAUCUAUUCUUCAGUCUACCUUCAGCAGGGCCAUUGGGAGCAUAGGGGAGCAACAGUGUAAUUUCUCUCAUGGAUAAACCACCACACUUGGAAGGAUUGGGAUACAACCUUCAGUGUUCCAGCCAGGCUUUCCAACCCAUGGUUUUGCCCAACUAAAGUCUCAGAGUUGAAGAGAUCCCAAUGCUGGAACAUUUCAACCAUGACUAAUCAAGAGUAUUAUCCCCAGAUUGAGUAUUACCUGUGAUUGUUACUUUCCAGUUCUCAUGUCCGAUCUCUCGGAGUAACCAGCCUCCUGUUGCACAGUUGUUGUUUUUUUUUUCUUUUUUUUCUGUUUGUUGUUUUCAGUAAUGAGUCACUUGAGUGGGGCGUCCUUCGCUCAAGUGUUGGUCUGCUUUGAUUAGUUCUUUUUAAAUCAUAUUAUGGGGGGAAAAAAGCAAAUAUUCUCACAGGAGUCUAGGUCAGGGGUGUCCAAACUUGGUCCUGGAGGACUGGUGUCCUGGAAAGUUUAUCCCCAGCUUGCUUCAACACAUCAGCCAGGAAGUUUCUAGUACAGGGGUGUCCAAACUCUGUCCUGAAGGGCCAGUGUCCUGGAGAGUUUCGCUCCAACCGUAAUCAAACACACCUGAUCCAUCUAAUCAAUCUCUUACUAGAUAGACUAGAAACUGGCUGGUGUGUUGAAGCAUAUUGAAGCUAAACUCUUCUGGACACCGGCCCUCCAGGACCAAGUUUGGACACCCCUAGUCUAGAUGCUUAAAAGGGAUUUUGGGAUGUUUUGUUUUGAUAUAUAAUGCUCUGGAAGUAGCCACUUCGGGCUAGUUCGGUCACACCUCAGUGAGGAUUUCUGGUUAUUGUAUUGCAUGUUCUCUGAAUGAAUGUGGGUCUUGUGCUUUCGAGCUAAUGAUUAAGAGGUUGCUUUAUACUGGAAAGACAAUUCUGAAGCUAAACCAGCAUAAACACAUUGAGCCAAACUCUGGAGAAACCAGACAAUGUUUAAACCCAUGCCUAGUGCCGUCAGGAGUCAGGCUGAGGAUCGAUGUUGUAUGUUUUCAAUCGGCCAGUUCCUCUGAACUAAUAAGAUCUGAUUGAUUGAUUGGAGGACUGUGCAUGUCUGUGAAGGCAUAAGAUGUUUUUAUCAACUGCUCGAUGUCUUUGCACAUGUGACCUUUACAGAGACACUCUGAUUAGCUUUCCAGCAAGGAGAGUCAUGUUGAAUUUAAUGCGUUGUUAGUUUUACACGAUCCACAGGUCAUAAAUCAUGGAUCGAAAGAGAUGCUAGAGUGAGAAUUGCACUUUGUUUUCUGCGCUUCAGGACUCUGAAUGUUACCUCAUCUUCUCUGACUGCAGUGGCAGUGUUUUAUUGUGCUGGGAUGGAGGCUAGUCGAGAAGAUACAAAGACGUUGGACAUCACUAUUUUCCCCUCUGUGUUUUGUCCCGUCCAGUUGUGCUGCACUUUAUUUACCAGGCCUUUUGAAUCUCCCAGAAUGCCUCACAACAUAUGCUAGAUGCUAAAGGUCCUUUACCCACCCUUUAAUGGCCAGUUAUGUCUGAACUAUAGCUUCGUAAUGUAGUUUAAAGAUUGUAUUAAAUGAACUUUAGGAUGUGUGGCUGAGACUGUACACUGAGAAAAAAAAAUGAAUUAAUUUAAAAUCGUUACACCAACAUGCGUCAAGUUUCUUCAACUUAAUUUUUGCUGUUUUUCAGUGAUUAAUUUAAGUUGGAAAGUAUUUUAGGUGUAACAAUGUUUGUUUUCACUCUUUACAGUGUGUUGUGACGUUCCUCCAGCUUCAUGAAUAUUCAGUGGUUUGAUUUGGGGUGGGUGGGGUUUAGAUCUCUAUAUAUGCUACGGAUGGGUGUAUUUUUACAUUUGUUUGUAAUUUAUCGACGAUUUUCUAUAUUUUUUCGUGUUUUUUCAAAAGAGUUAUCUACAGCGUUUAUAAAACAAAUGAAGAGAUAUCUAUACGACAACGACGUGAACAUGUAUAUAUUUCUUAUGUUUGAGAUCUUUUGUUUAGUUUCUUACGUGCUGAGGUUAUUUUUUCAGAAAUAACUAUAUGAAUAUGAAUAUAUGCAAGAUGAAAUGACUAAUAAAAUUUGUUUAACAAAGAA
This is a messenger RNA of Danio rerio (zebrafish), 4672 nucleotides long. Lineage: Eukaryota; Metazoa; Chordata; Actinopteri; Cypriniformes; Danionidae. The record is from RefSeq and is a predicted model, not a curated record.